Molecule: messenger RNA, 1842 nt
Organism: Erythranthe guttata (spotted monkey flower)
Lineage: Eukaryota; Viridiplantae; Streptophyta; Magnoliopsida; Lamiales; Phrymaceae
Gene: PLPB
Product: PAS/LOV protein B
Cellular component (GO): nucleus
Source: RefSeq, a predicted model, not a curated record
AGACUCAACUCUCUGCUUCUUCUCUCUUUCUCUCUCUUCUCUCUCUCUCAUCCUUCCCCAUUUAGUUUAGUUCUUUCUUUGCUCUAAUAAAAGCGAUUGAUGGGCAUCUCUCAACUCUUUUCGCUCAUUCAAAUUCUGAUAUUUCCUCUCACGUUUAAUCAAAUUGCGUACAGUUUCUUGUUUUUUUUCUCUUCAAUUUUAGCAUCCCACUCAAGAACAACACUCAAUCAUCGCUUAUCAAUGAUUUAAAUACCCCACUCUCUACUUUCUUUAAUAAUCGUCGAAACUUCAAUUUUUUUUUUUAUUCUACGAUUUUUCUCAGUUCAUGGGUUUUACGGGUUGGAACUGAAAAAAAUUCUUGAACCAAUUGAGCUUUCUUUUGCUUUUCAAGAAGCUGAUAAGAGUGCCACAUGGGCUUGGAAUUACCCUCUGCUGAUAAAGAUUCAAUUUUUUUUAGAGGGAAGUUACUAAUUCUGAUAUGGAACCACAGCAGUUAAUCUUGAGAUAUUCGGGUUGGGUACGCGAAGCGCUCGAUGAAUUGCCCGAUUGUUUCACCAUAACCGAUCCUUGUGUUUCCGGGCACCCAAUUGUUUUCGCUUCCGAUGGGUUCUUGAAAAUGGUGGGUUACUGUAGGGAGGAGGUGAUUGGGAGGAACGGGAGAAUAUUCCAGGGUCCCGAUACUCGUCGGAGCUCGGUUAUCGAAAUUCGGGAGGCGAUUCGGGAGGAGAGGUGCGUGCAGAUCAGCCUGUUGAAUUAUCGAAAAGACGGGACCCCGUUUUGGAUGUUGUUUCAGUUGUGUCCUGUUUUUAGUAAGGAUGAUGGUAGGGUGAUCAAUUUCGUUGCGGUUCAAGUUCCUAUAUCGAGGAAAUCGAGGCGGUCCGGAGUUGGGAAUUCGAGGCGGGAGAUGAAUUCGUGCGAGGAUGGAAACGGAUUUCGUGACAAUUUUUUCAGGUGUUGUAGGAGAGAAGUUUGCUCGGAUUCGAUUUUCGAGCUCGGGCGUGCGUCGGCUAUGGAUUCCGUAUCGAGUCACGAUGAUGAAGUUGAAACGAACGAGCCUUGCGAAGCGAGUGAGGUAGAGAAGACGAAAGCGAGUGCUGCAAUAAGUAACAUUUUGUCGGUGCUAACGCAUUACAGCGAGUUAACUGGCAGAUCGGUCUGCGUAAAACGAUGUCGAUUAACUGGGAACGGACAUCUUAGUGCAUCCUUAAAUAUAUCCCUCCGUAGAAUCAAACAAAGCUUUGUAUUAACUGAUGCGUUCUUACCUGACAUGCCGAUAGUGUAUGCAAGUGAGGCGUUCUUGAAACUGACAGGAUAUGAUAGGCAUGAAGUACUGGGGCAAAAUUGCCGAUUUUUGAGUGGGACGGAUACAGAUACGGUAACACAAUUUCAGAUAAAGGAACACAUUCAAGCCCAGCAAGCUUGUACCGUACGCAUCCUUAAUUACAGAAAAGAUAGAACAUCGUUUUGGAACUUUCUUCACAUUUCCCCGGUGCGAAAUGCUUCAGGAAAGGUGGCGUUCUUUGUUGGGAUACAGAUAGACGAGCGGUGUAGGAAUGGGGAGACGCAUGGGUUGAGUCCCGAGAUGAGGCAACUUAGCGUGGUCGGUGCAGUUAAAGUUGCAGUGAGAGGAUUGUCUAUGGGGGCAAAUUCGUCCUAACUGGCUGGUAUAUGAUCACUUCUUUUCGUCGUCUCGAUCAUAUAUAGAUAUUCGAAGGAAAAAAAUUGCUAGCUGAUGUAUAGUUAGGUUUGCCCCCCACUAAGGCGCUCGAUCUUUUGUUUGUUGUUGUUGAUGAACAUGUUUUGGAUCUUUAUUUUGAUGAUAAUAAAUUGAGUUUAGUGUUA